AUUUCACACCAGUUGUAUUUUUUAAAUUUGAGGUCAAAUUGAUUUUUAAUUUUUAAUACAAAUCAGUUAUAUAAUACUGUAGAAAGAUUGUUUUGCUAAACAGAGGCUUUUAGAAAAUAAGAUGACUUAAGUUUCUUAAUGGUUGGAGAUCCAACUGAAAUAAUUGAAGACACCAGGUACGAUCAACACCAAACAGUGCAAAAGCUUGAUUUGGAGAUACCAAGUAGAACUCUUGAAUAUACCACAGGGGAUGUUGUGAGGAUAAACAUGCCCUUAACACCAAGUUCUACUCCCAAAAGAGUGAAUUUCUCACCUCUUCCCAGCCCUAAUUUUUCCAUAUUGGAUGAGUCCCCAGGUCCUUCAAUAUCAAAAAAUAAAUCAGUCUUAAGGAGCUUCCUUCCAAAAUUAAGUUUCAAAUACCGUAAUACUACUUUGGACAUUGAGAAGGCUGCCGCCUUAGCUUUAGGAGGUUCAUCUGGAGAGACAAGGGAGAAGACACUCAUUUCCAGGACAUUCUCUUUACCCAAGCUUUUCACACCAAGAACGAAGAAAACAUCAUCAUUACCUGUUACACCAACUGUUCACUCAAAUCCAGAGUCCAUGCAUGGACGACAGGAAGCAAAUAACACACUUUCUGCUAAAGGAGAGGCAAGACCACCCAUUCAUCGUUCACGCUCAGUUCCUGUGCUAAACAAAGAUGGAAGCAUAACAUGGAUGGAUUCUUUAGGUGGUUUAUUUCGUGUAGUUCCCAUGACUCCACGAGUUGCCAAGGAAAGUGCCACAAUGACAUCAAAUGUAUCUCCUGAAAAUGAUACUGAUGGAAAUGAUGAUGAUGGUGAAGAUAUUGCUGAAGAAGAAGCUGUUUGUAGAAUCUGCUUCACUGAACUGGGAGAAGGUGGUGAUACGUUCAAGUUAGAAUGCAGCUGCAAGGGAGAACUUGCCCUGGCCCACCGAGAAUGUGCCAUAAAAUGGUUUAGCAUUAAAGGUAACAAAACAUGUGAUGUAUGCAAGCAAGACGUUCAAAACCUACCGGUUACCCUUUUACGAAUUCAAAAUGUUCAGGCUUUGAGAGGAAUUAGAGGUCGGCAAGCUGAGUCUGGUCAACAUAGGAUCUGGCAAGACACACCCAUUCUUGUCAUUGUCAGCAUGCUUGCUUACUUCUGUUUCCUUGAGCAGCUUCUGGUGUCAGACAUGAAGGCUGGUGCCAUUGCCAUAGCACUUCCAUUUUCUUGUAUGUUGGGUCUUCUUGCUUCCAUGACGUCAACAACAAUGGUAAUGAGAAAAUAUGUCUGGCUUUAUGCUACUAUUCAAUUUGGCCUGGUGGUUCUCUCUGCUCAUCUUUUCUAUUCAUAUCUUCUUCACAAACAGGCUGUGAGUUCUAUUCUUCUCUCCACAUUCGUCGGGUUUGGGAUGACAAUGUUUGGAACUUCUGUUCUUUAUGAGGCUGUCAAAUGGUGGAGAACAAAUGAACUACCCUGGAGAACUCCGCAUGCUCAAUCAAAUGAACUACCCCAGUAACAGAUAAAAUCCAAACCACCAUGAAACUGAAAAAAGAUGUGUUCAGAAAGCAUGAAUGGCACUUUGAAGUGUAUAUCUUUUUAGUGGCAUAGAUGAAUUUUAAGUUUCUGUUGGAUAAAACAAUCACAAGUUGAAUAAUUCCUCUGAAGUUAAUUUUCAUAAUGCUUGCAUUUAUUCUCGCCAAACAUGCAGUAUAACAGUCUUAACGC
Messenger RNA from Rubroshorea leprosula, 1727 nucleotides. NCBI's taxonomy places the organism in Eukaryota, Viridiplantae, Streptophyta, Magnoliopsida, Malvales, Dipterocarpaceae. The record is from the annotation of a GenBank genome assembly.